This is a messenger RNA of Symbiodinium sp. CCMP2456, 861 nucleotides long. Lineage: Eukaryota; Dinophyceae; Suessiales; Symbiodiniaceae. The record is from the annotation of a GenBank genome assembly.
AUGGACCUUCAGGUCAUCGGCAAUGAGUAUCCAGUCACAUCGCCGACCUUCGGACCGUCGGGUGAUUUGUUCGCGGUGUCCACCUCCGGCGACAUCUUUCGCUACUCGACUCCCGAAGGCUACGAUGGCGAGUUUCAGAUGGAGGCUUGGGGAAAUUCCUCGGGGCAGCCGAUGGGCAUCGACUUUGACAGCCAGGGCGUGGCUUUCGUGUGCGAUGCGGCGCACCAAGCCAUCUUUCGGAUCCUGCGUGUGGAGAGAGAAGGCGGCACCUUCGCCCACCAAAUUGAUCCCUAUGUCAAGGAGUACGAGCAGUCUCAGUUCCUGGGGCCCAACUCUCUCUGCCUGUCACGACAGACAGGGAUGCUGUACUUCACCGACAGUGGGCCCUUUGGUGAGACCUCCUUGCAGAACCCUCGGGGCUCUGUCUUUGCAAUCAGCCCUUCAACGCAGCUGUUGAUUCCGCUGUGCCUCAACACGCUUGCGCAUCCCUGCGGCGUAGCUUUGUCUCCGGAUGAGAAAAACAUCUACGUGGCGGAGAUGGCCAUGAACCGCAUUCUCCGGUUCACACAGCAUCCGCCGCAGGUCUUUCAUUGCAGCGUCUUCGCCCAGCUCUCUGGACGCUUCGGCCCCACAGCCUUGGCGGUCAGUGCUGCGGGUGACGUUUACGUUGCCCACUUUGACUUUGCUGACAAUGCGGAGACGGGUCGCGUGGUUGUCCUGAAUCCAGAAGGGGAGGUCACUGCCGCCAUAAGCGUCCCAGGGCCCGAGAUUACGGGACUCUGCAUCUCUCCCGAUCAGAGGCACCUCGUUGUUACGGAGCGAUCAACGACUUCUCUGUACAGAACGCCGUUGCCAGCGUGA